AUGCAUCAAUUACCAUUAUUAUUAUUACCAUCAUCACCAUCAUCACCACCACUAUCAUCAUCAUCAUCAUCAUCACCAUCAUCACUAUUACCACCACCACCACCACCGCCACUAUCAUCACCACCACCAUCAUUAUCACCACCAUUAUCACCACCACUGAUAUCACCAUCAUUAUCGUUAUUACAAGAACCAUUAGAGCAAUCACAAUUACCACAAUUGCAAUCACAAUCAUCAUCACUACUGUUAUCAUCAUCAUUAUUAUCAUCAGCAGAAUCACGAUCACAAAUGCAUUCACAAUCACAAUCACAAUCACAAUCACGACCACGAUCACGAUCACGAUCAUCAGCUAAACGAUUGAAAGUAAAAAAGCAAUAUCAUACGAAAGAUGCGGAAAAUCGCUUGAUGCAAGAUGUGAUUGAAAAGAUACCGAUUCGAGCACGAUCUCAAAGUUGGCUUAUUCGAACUCGUCGUUUACUCGAUACCAAGGAGAAAGCGCCUUUUAUAUCAACAUGCUUUUAUAUACUAUCAGUGAUGCUUAUAGUAAUCACUUUCCCAUUUUGUUUACCAUUUUGUUUUAAAAUAAUCAGAGAAUAUGAACGAGCGGUGAUUUUAAGACUUGGCCGUCUUGUUAGUGGUACUAAAGGACCGGGAUUAUUUUUUGUCAUGCCUUGCAUUGAUAAAUGUCAUAUUGUAGAUUUACGAGUUUUAUCAUUUGAUAUACCGCCACAGGAAAUUCUUAGUAGGGAUUCGGUAACGGUAUCCGUCGAAGCAGUAAUUUAUAUUCGGAUCAAUAAUCCGGUAAUAUCAGUAACAAAUGUUAACGAUCCUCAAUUUAGUACUAAACUUUUGGCGCAAACAACACUUCGUAAUGUGCUUGGUACUCGAACACUUAGUGAAAUGCUCAGUGAACGUGAUAGUAUUGCCAAUGUGAUUGGAAAAGUUUUAGCUGAAGGUACAGAACCAUGGGGUGUUCAUGUACAACGAGUUGAAAUUAAAGAUAUACGUUUACCAUAUCAAUUAAUGCGAUCAAUGGCUGCUGAAGCACGUGCAACUCGUGAUGCUCGUUCACUUAUCAUACUUGCUGAUGGUGAACGUCAAGCAUCUUGGUCAUUAGCUGAAGCAGCAUCAACAAUUGAUUCGAGCAGUGUAUCAUUGCAACUUCGUUAUUUGCAAACAUUAACAAAUGUUGCAUCAGAACAUAAUUCAACAAUUGUUAUUCCAAUACCUAUGGAAAUUGUAGAAUAUUUCGCAAAGAAAUGGAAUAAAUUAACUGCUGAUGAUUCAUAA
Molecule: messenger RNA, 1287 nt
Organism: Cercopithifilaria johnstoni
Lineage: Eukaryota; Metazoa; Nematoda; Chromadorea; Rhabditida; Onchocercidae
Source: the annotation of a GenBank genome assembly